Penicillium pulvis is the source of this 1704-nucleotide messenger RNA. Its product is annotated as Zn(II)2Cys6 transcription factor. Gene Ontology annotation, cellular component: nucleus. Bases 1 to 1704 code for a protein of 567 amino acids. Gene Ontology annotation, molecular function: DNA-binding transcription factor activity, RNA polymerase II-specific; transcription cis-regulatory region binding; zinc ion binding. The transcript is spliced from 4 exons. Gene Ontology annotation, biological process: positive regulation of transcription by RNA polymerase II. Lineage: Eukaryota; Fungi; Ascomycota; Eurotiomycetes; Eurotiales; Aspergillaceae. The record is from RefSeq and is a predicted model, not a curated record.
AUGGACCUGCACUCCCGAUCACCCCGCCCUAGCAAGCCCCGCUCGCGCUCCACUAGGCCUGCACGACCUAAGAAGCUGAAAUCAGUGACUUAUACAGGAUGUUGGACCUGCAGGUCUCGAAAGACGAAAUGCGACGAACGCCAAGAAAAUGGAUGUGGCAUCUGCGAGCGAUCCGGGCUAAAAUGUGCUGGCUACGAUGUGAAUCUGUACUGGGUUACAGGAAAGCGAGAGGUUUGUCGUAAGAUUCACCGUAGAAGUCUUGUGCUCGAUCGGACCAGCUCGAUUUACUUGCCAGAUGAGCAAGUUGACGAGAUCUUGUCGACCCUUGAUAGUAUUGAUGCACCAUCCAAUACAGUCUCUAUGGGUUCAUUCUCCAUCUUCAACGCUCGCACGACCGGCAACUCUGCCAAAACUGCAGACGAAUCCGAUGAACUCAUUGUGAGACCGAGAUGUAUUGUAUCCUGCUCUCCAUCUUCACCUCAUUCUGAGCUUUCCCUGCCCCUGUUUCAGGACUCGGAAAUCUCGCUUCUCCUAUAUCAUUAUAAAGACCAUGUCGCUGGUCUUCUUCAACCAGUCCUUCAUCCUGAGAAUCCUUGGCGGACAACUUAUGUCCCGUUCGCUCUUGAAGGGCGCCCCGAUCUUUUGCUUGCGCAGAACCCUGCGCCAUCAUCUACGGCGUCAACCGCGAUCUUUCAUGGCUUAUUAUCGUCAGCCGCAUUUCACAUUCGAAACCUCACUGGUGGAUCGGAGAGAUUCAAUAACCUGGGCUUUCGACAUAGAACCAAGGCACUGCAAGCCUUGAAGACGGCGCUCGUCGAUACCGAUGAUCCUCAUCUAUACACCGUACAACUGACAGCAAUGUUGUCCCUGGUGACUAUUGAUACUAUAACGGGCGAGGAUGCCGAUUUCCCGAUUCAUCUGAAAGGCUGCCGACAGCUACGAGAGUGUCAUGAGUCCAAGGCUUUCGGAGGUCCAAGUCAGAAGGUCAACAACAUAUGUCAUUUCCUGACUCUUCUGGGCCGAACCACGUCACCGGAGCUCCAGGUGACCCAGGUCGCAGACAAGUGGUGUCUCGAGAAACCACUAUUUAGCAGCAGUGAUACUCACAUUGAGUACAUUUACGGAAUCACUCCCACUCUGGGAAAUCUGCUUCAUCGAACGUGCCAGAUCUCCGAAGCUGUCUCAACAUAUGACCGACAACAUAUACCCAAGUCACUCCAAAAUGCCCGCAAUGCCCUCAGAGCGGAGCUACUUACCUGGAGCUUAGCAACAGACGACUGCCAUUUAGUAAAUUCCGAGGCAGCGAUAAACAUGCUCGAUAUAAUCCGUCGACAAGCCUGCGCGUUCCACAGCGCCGUGUUGAUAUUUUAUUACCGGGCCAUUGAAAAUCACGACCUUAUCAAUCCCCAGCUGGAGGUUCUGACUGUCUGGGAAAACCUGACUAUAGCGGAACAAAAUAAGGAGCAUGAAUUGCAGAAACAGAGAUAUGGAGCCCCCAUGUCCUGGCCUGCUUUCAUCGCCGCCUGCGAAGCUGUGAACCGACAGCCAUGGGCUGAGUGGUGGGCAAAGGUCCAGAGGUAUAACUUGGGAAAUUUCCGACGACAAUGGAUUAUUAUUCAGGAAGUAUGGGGGAUUAUGGACAGUCAGGAUAUAUGCUGGAGGGACGCGUUGCAACAGUGCGGAAAAUUGGUGCUACCAAUCUGA